Messenger RNA from Dendroctonus ponderosae (mountain pine beetle), 4282 nucleotides. RefSeq lists its product as uncharacterized. Lineage: Eukaryota; Metazoa; Arthropoda; Insecta; Coleoptera; Curculionidae. The record is from RefSeq and is a predicted model, not a curated record.
UAUUGGCGCAAAGGGCAACGCCAGCUGCCUUUUAAGCCGAACCCCCAUCAAGGAAACAGUGGAUUUGAAGCCCAUCGGCACAACCAAAGACACCGAUUUCGACCUGUACAUAAAAAAAAUCGACUGCCAGAUUGUUCUGGAGGCUCCCCACCGGCCGACUGAAAAUCAACAUGCAGAACACUCUCAAAAUGAAGCGCAGUAUUUAGUUGAGGAAGAACAUCAUGGGAGUGGACAGCCGCCCAACCAUCACAGCCCAAAUGAGGGAUAUCAGUACCAAAGACCUGCAGCUCAUUACAAGCCAAAUCCUCCAAAGGAGGACAAUUUACAGCAUGUCCAGACCCUAGUGAGCAUCGCCUCUGGGCCCAACAACGUCCUGCAUCCAGUACACGAUAUUUUAAUUUCCGGAAGACCGGAAAAUGCGUACGGCGUUCAGCCGCAAAUGCCCUCUUUUAGGCCAUCCGCCCUCAAUCGUCCCUAUGAGCACCACAAACCUGCAAACUUUGCCCAUUUAGGAUGGGACAACUAUGCCUAUGGAUAUGGAGGCUCUGGUGAAGAUCGGAAGCAUUUUCCAGACUUCUCCCCAUCUGGAAACUACGCCCCACAGCCACUCAAUGGAUACGAAAGUGGCUCAUCGCAACUGGAAAUUGACCGCAGAAAAUACCAGUCUUACACUCACUAUGAUUCGCUAGAAUCCGAAACGCACAACCAGUAUUUAUUCGUCCGGCCCAAUUCUGCAGGUGCAAACCAAGAAGAGUCUGGAUAUAAAAGCCCUCGGCCUGGAUAUGGGGGCGCACGACCCGAAGAUGAUUCAUUUGGCAACAGGCCGGAAAUUGAUGAUCGAAGGCCCGGUUUCAACAAAGGCGAUUUGGGAUACGAAGGCAGACCUUCCAGGCCUUACUAUGAUAGUUUGAGGCCUAUUGGAUAUAAACCGCAAGAACAUCAUGAUUUGAUAGACAACCACAAGCCAAAUAAGGCUUCAAACCCGGACUACAAUCCGGCAUCCAGAUAUCCAACGAAAAGUCCAGCAUCCGCCAAUCACAGGCCAGCUUCAACCGAACUGACCAAUCACUAUGAAGGCAACUACAAUGAUAAGCAAUAUGGAAAGCCGCAUGCUUAUAACGAAAAGGGAAGCAUCAAAGUGGUGGCUCAAAAUGUGGGUUACAAUGGAGAAAAGUUUACUUCCAUUAUUACCGAACUGGAAAAUGCUUGCUUUCACCGGACAAUGGCUGGAAAACGGGCCGUGAGAGGUUUGGUGAGAAAGUUAUCAAUUUGUGAGACCGUCGAACAGUGCCAACAAGAAUGCGGCGACGAGAGAAGAUUUACGUGCGAAGGAUUCAACUACAGGCUCGAUCCAAGCGGACGUGGAAAAGGUGAAUGUGAACUGCUGGAUUUGCCGCUAUCCAGAAUCGACCUCAUCAGAGAAAUUGUGCCAGACCAGCAAUACGAUUUGUAUACCAGAGAUCGGAAUUCUGCCCAAGUCAAUUGCCGCCUUCCUCCAGACGCAUUCCCAAUGGGAAGCUACGGAAAUGGCCAUCAGUAUGGGAGUGACGAAAACAUGCUUAGACCUUAUGAUAGGCGACCACCUGGUAUAGCGAGGCCUCCAAAAAGACCCGCUGGAGGUUGGGAGGACGAAUAUGGAGGCCCUCCAAGACCAAUUCCAAUCGAUCCGCUCCCGCUUCCCCCAGCUAACCGCAAACCCGAGUACGAUGAUCGAAGAGGAGACUACUCAUACCAUCACUCACACCAAUCACAUAGUAGUCACAGUCACAGUUACCAUUACAAUGAACACAAUGUAGAUAGAUACGAUUUUCAUCAUCAACAUGAAGAUCGCAGGCCCUUAAAGGGCAUCCACUACCUUCCGGGGUCCCCUAAGGGCCAAACAUUGCAUCCAGUGAUUGUUCCACUGGACGAAUAUCCCAAAGCUCCUUUGCCUCCUAGUUAUCCUGUAGGUAGAUAUCCAGAAACAAGACCAGAAGGGGGGUUGUAUGGCGGCCGAUAUGAUUAUAGAAAUAGGUAUGAAAACAAUCAGAAAAACUACUACGUUCCCUCGAGACCACAAAGGCCCCAAAUUCCUGCGGAUUGGGGACUGUAUGGGGGCCGCUAUGGAAUAGAGAAUGGGGAUUCUUUGGAGUACCAAGGAUAUGGCAAUAGCCAAGUGUAUGACUAUUGGGGAUUUAAUAAGCUGCAAGGCGACAGAGCCCAAGCUGGUUAUGAAUCCCAUCCACAACGUCCACCUGGGACUUACUUACCUUCAUCAGCCCCUGCCAGUGGGGGCUAUGAGAUGGAAAAUAGCAUUUUGCCUGCUGAGCCGCGCAGACCGCCGACUUUCGACUUUAUUAGAGAUGAAUGUUCCCUGCGGAGCGCUGCAGGAUUCCGCUUGCACAAAGGCAUAGUGAAGAAAAUCACCUCCGUCCCCAAUAUCCACGACUGUGAGCUGCUUUGCGUGAAGGAAAAGGCCUUUCCAUGCGCUUCUUAUGCGUUCAGGUACAUCAGCUUUGCAGACAAUUGCCAGUUGAGUAAUCGCAACUAUAAAGAGCUGGAUUAUUACACCGACGUUCAACCUGAUAGAGACUUUGAUAUUUAUACCAUGAAUAACAGGCACAGAUGCCCAGCGGCGAAGGAAACUCCACUCAGAGAUGAAAGUGAUUGCUUCUGGAGAGUCAGGAGCGGACAAAGACUGCACGAGUCAGUCGUUAGAGACUCGCUAACAGUGCGCUCUAUAGUGGAUUGUCAACUGGAAUGUUUAAAUUCGCGCCGAUUCACUUGCAGAGCCUACAGCUUUAGAUACAACCCUCCAAUAAUAGGGGGUCCAAUUGAUAAUUGCCAGCUCUCAGAUUGCCCAUUCUUCGAACUGAACCCCAGGGUGGAUUUUUUGCCUGAACCUGGCUUCGAAGUGUACGAACGGGGCAGUUUUGGGCACGGAUGUGAGCCGAAUCACUUCAGCAUCCGGGAAAAACUCCCAGCGAAACAACCCGGCCUCAAAGUGGAUCAAUUGUGUUACGUUGGAUUUGGCUCGGCGGCUAAGCUCCUCCCUCAGGCUACUGUGAAGUCAGCGUACGUUCCAACCGAGCUGGAUUGCAAACACGAAUGCUCCCAAGCUAGGCAAAGGGCCGAUUUCCGAUGCAUGACUUUCAGUUUUGUAACUGACCGCACGCACAUCGCUCACAACUGCUUCCUUUCGGACAUUAUUCAAAGGGAUCUGUUGCCGAACGUCGACUACAUGAACGAGCCAAGUUCCUGGAUUUUUACUUGGGACGACUACAAUCCAGAAUGCACCGACUUGGCGCAUAAAUCCCUGGAUGCUUCGCAUCUACCAACCCAGUUGAGACCGUAUGGAAACGACGGUUUAGACUCCCUAAAUCCGUUGGACAUCUGGAAAGUGUACAGUGUGAGCGGAUGGCCGUGCAAACGCGGAACUCUUUGCAAGGAAAACAGGGCCGCAGGCUUCUGGUAUUGCGAGCUGGACAGCGGUGAUAACGCUUGGGACUACUGCUGCAGCCCUGACCAUCAAUGCGGGCUCUCAAAUGGAUAUCCAUAUUCCUGGUGUUAUGUGGGCCCUACCAAAACGCAGUGGCGGAAGUGCAGCGACCAGUAUUACCCAUAUACAGACAGGUUUGAUAACGGGAAAAAACCCUGGCAAGCAUCCGGGCAUUAUCCUCCCUCUCCUCAAAGCGCUGGUUUGCGACCGGACAGGCCUAACGCUCCGGUGAAGCUUUCGCCUCCCAGGCCCAGCCUCAACGAAUACGAGGAAGAGUUUGAUAACGAGUUUCUAGGCCCUCCAAAGCCUGGCGGUUUUGGGCAACCACGAAGAUGGCCAGUCGCGUACCUUCACAAGGAAAUGCCCCCCAAUGCCGCAGUUCCAUCAGACACGCGACCGACGCGCACGGAGAAAGCCGAAACCUCCAAACUAUCCGCAAUCAAGAGCUUGAUCGACGUUAUCCAGAACACCGAAAUUAAAAACGUUCAGUAUCACAUUUCCAACGAUUCCAACAAAUCGGAUGACAUACUCACUGUAAAAAUCCCUUUGCCAAAUUUGGAGGAAGAGCCGCAAUCUAACAGCACAGAAGCAGCGAAACGCAGUAACGAGUUGAGCAGCAAAACUAGCGUUCAGUUUCAAGUAGUGGACAAUGUGCGACAUGCUCCUUCCAAUGAAAGGAGCGAUGGAAGGAAUAUUCCCAUUUCCAAACGUAGUCAAACAGCGGAUAGUCCAUUCCAAUACCCGGUAUUUAGAAGAGGUUUUGUGACGCGCACAAACCUCACGAUGGCUAGAACACUCUAAAAU